Messenger RNA from Lodderomyces orthopsilosis Co 90-125, 5160 nucleotides. RefSeq names its product Rev3p (gene REV3). Lineage: Eukaryota; Fungi; Ascomycota; Pichiomycetes; Serinales; Debaryomycetaceae. Bases 1 to 5160 code for a protein of 1719 amino acids. The record is from RefSeq and is a predicted model, not a curated record. Gene Ontology annotation, biological process: double-strand break repair via homologous recombination; error-prone translesion synthesis. The transcript has a single exon. Gene Ontology annotation, cellular component: zeta DNA polymerase complex; nucleus. Gene Ontology annotation, molecular function: DNA binding; nucleotide binding; DNA-directed DNA polymerase activity.
AUGUCUUCUGUCCUGCAGCAAAACAAAAGAAUAUUCCAUUUUCGUUUUCGCCACAAUCACAAAAAUGCGAAAAGCUUGCCAUCAAUUUCUUCAUUGAUCCAUCUCAUCGUAACCCCAACAUUAUCCAUAAAUGACAACUCUAUGAAUAAUGGCCAACAUAAUAGCUCGACGUUUGACUCGACAUUCAACGUAAGCUCUGUCAACUGGUCUGCACACUUAAACUCAGCGUCACAUUUGAAGAUCCAAAUUAAUGACUAUGACACUUAUCAAGCAUGCCCGACAAAGUUGGAUCAGUUAUACACCCAAGUAUCUCAAGUUCCAAUCAUACGAGUUUAUGGAUCACUAUCUUUUGAGGAGAAAGUUUUUUCAAGCAACCUGUCUACCAUGAACAAGAAACAGAAACUCAUAGUCAAUCAGCAGACGCAUCCUCGAACAUUAGUAUUCAAUGUCGUUUUACAUAUUCACAACUUUUAUCCUUACUUUUAUGUGGACUGUCAUGAGCAAGACUACCAAAAGCUACAAAGUCGCCAAUAUUUGGAAAAAUUAAUCAACCACUUGGAAGUCGUUGUGAAGGAGUCAUUCAAACGAAGGCGUGGAAGAAAAGGUACCGAGGAGCAAGAAUUGGAAAAUGCAAUGGAGGAAGAACAGGAAGAUAAAGAUGAUGAAAAAGACAUCGACGGUAAUGAGAAACCGAAUCUACGCAAAUAUAUUGCCAAUGUAUCAGUUUGCAAAGCAGUCCCUAUAUACGGCUUUCAAAUUGGAUAUAAAUUAUUCUACAAAAUAUCCCUUCUUUCACCAUUAUAUAAGAACCGUUUAGCACGAAUGUUUCAGGAAAACAAAAUCAACUUGCAUCAUUUUGACCAACCUAAUGAAACCAAAAAGAAUGCGACCCCGACUUAUGUUUACGAAGCUCAUCUUCCAUACUUGUUGCAAUUUUUGACCGACUUUAAUUUGUUUGGGUGUGGUUGGUUGGUCAUUGAUCGUGACCAUGUCAAUAAUGGACCUCGAACAAAGGGUUUGUAUUUUCGUACGCCGAUAUUCAGCAAACUUCAACAUGGUAGAUAUAGUCACUCACAAAUGCGUGCGUUGUCAAGUUACUUGCAACUGUUUAUUUUGCCAGAUAAUGUUCUCGUUGAUGGUGGGACUUUAAAAACGUUUAAACGAAUUGGAAAAUCAGUAUUAGAGUUGGAUAUAACAACUAGCAGUAUUGUCAAUCGUACUUGGCAAUCGGCAAGAGAAUUGCACAACAGUUUUGUUGAACGAAAGCAAUUUGAAGAAUAUAAAUCUGAUUUAUCUUUAUACGGGUAUCCCAAACAUGGGUAUAAGCAUGAGCAGGACGGAACCCCAAAAAUAUAUCUUUCUUCAUUGAAAUACAUUUAUAACGACUUGAAAUAUCAAUGCCAUUUGAGGAAUUCCACAUUUGAUGUGUCUGUGGAUGUGUUGGAAUCCUCUGAACGCUGCUAUUUUGGGACUGGAUCUUCCAUCUGGUCCAACCAACAACAAUUGAAGGAGCUCUUGGAAUACAUGAAACAGUUGAAUGGUAAAUCAAGCGAAGGAUUCGAUGGUUAUGCUGCCAAGAUUCUAAACAAGGGGCGUAUACUCAACAACUUUCCAACGUCGUUCGAUUUGGUUGAUGUUGAAAAGAGUUUACUGUUUCACAACCUGCGAAUGCAAUUUGGUAGGGAUAUACUAAUAUGGGGAGAAUUUAAAGGCUUAUUCAAGAUAGAUGUUCCAUUGUUUGACAGGAAUUCGAAGAGUGGAUCGUCUAUGCCUGGUGAAGUUUUAGAUGGAGAGAAUCAAAGGGAAGUAGUACAGAAUGCUAUGGAUGACCUGGACACUGAUGAGAAUUUCUCUGGCUCUGAUGGUGAUCUGACGGAUGGUAACAAUGAAGUAAACGAUAAGGAUAAUUCAAUAGAAAAGGCCCCUCAUGAACUAGGUGCCUCCACAAACCCGUCUUUCUUGAGAAGCGCUAACAAUGGUGACCACAAUGAGUCAUUGGAAUUGAAGGAUGAAGUUGAUGAGGUUGAGGGUUUUGAUUCAGCUGAGGAGUUUGAUGUAUCAAUCAUGAAAUCAAUGACUCAAACUCGAGCUAAGAAUAACCCAAAUUUGGCUACAAAAUUGCCCAGUCUUGACGAAAUCUCCUCAAUUGAAGAUUUUUCAUUCACACCUACUCCAAGCCAAUCUAAUGCGGCCCCUCCUUUGAAAAACAUGCAAGUUGGAGGAUGUGAGUUUGAAGUGAUUAUACCCAAUCAAUUGAGGAAGGAAAAUUGUAAAAAGGUUUUCCAAGAUAGAGGGCUAAUGGAGAUAAACUAUGCUGAUCCUUUUUACAACACCAUUGAUGAUGUCCCUGAAAAACCUUUUGUGUUUGCCAAUCAGAAAAUGAAUGUUGCUGUGAGAAAUUUUCUGACAAUUCCCAGUUUGGAUUUAGUGCAUGUAGAUGUACCUGAAGGUAGAAAAAUUCUUAAUGGGAAUAAGGUUUGUACUUGGGAGUAUAUGCCAGAGCCUCCCAGCAAAAAAAGGGUCAUUGACUGGCUCAAGACUGAAGAGAAUACGGUAGUCAAGAAACGGCUAAAAUACAGAUCUCAAAUUGAACCAGGUGUAACUCAAUCUCAUGACUUCAAAUUCAGUUACAACUCUGAAAAGGUGUCACGCAAGCCAGAUGAAUUCAAUUACUUGAGCAGUUUUCAUUUGGAAAUUCAUGCAAGCCCACCGAAUUCGAAAUUGGCGGUUGACCCCUUACGAGAUCCAAUAUUGUUUAUAUUUUAUUCGUUUGAUGAUGCGAAUGAAAUGUUUGACAUGUCUAAAUGCAAAUCUGGAGUCCUUGUCUUCAACAAUAACAAUUACAAUAAUGACUUUUUUAGUAGAUUAAGCAAGUCUCUGGGGCUAUACAUUGUAUUGUUUGAUGAAGAAAGAAAAAUGGUCGAAAAAUUAGUAGAAUUGGUUGAGAUGUACGAUCCAGAUAUUUUAUCAGGAUAUGAAGUCAAUUCAAUGUCCUGGGGCUACAUUGUUGAAAGAUUCCGUGAAGUUUAUCAAGUUAAUAUCAUGAGUGAACUAAGCAGGGGAACCCAUAGAAGUAACGGAAAACUUGGUGAUCGAUGGGGUUACACUCAUACAGCCAGCAUCGAGAUUAACGGAAGACACAUUUUGAAUGUUUGGAGAAUCUUGAAAUCAGAAUUAGCUUUGACAAGUUAUACAUUAGAGAAUGUGUGUUAUCAUUUACUACAUAGGUCACUACCUCGGUACCUGCUUCACCAAAUAUCCCAAUGGCUACAGAGUGGGAAAUUCAAGGACAUACAAGUCGCAUUUUUAUAUUACAUGAGACGAAUAGAGUUGACAUUAAAAAUUAUAUCAGUACGGGAGUUGAUUACAAGGAACGUUGAACAUUCAAGAUUGAUUGGAAUUGAAUUCAAUUCCAACUUUUACCGUGGAUCACAAUAUAAGGUAGAAUCCAUAUUAUCGAGAAUAUCCAAAACCGAAAGCAUUUUGCUAAACUCGCCAUCCAAAAUGCAGGUGCACGAAAUGAGGCCAAUCGAGUGCAUCCCUUUGAUAUUGGAACCAAAAGCCAAUUUUUAUAAAUCGCCGUUGGUGGUUUUGGAUUUUCAAUCCUUGUAUCCAUCCAUUAUGAUUGCCUAUAACUAUUGUUAUUCAACUUUAAUUGGAAAGCUUCACAAUUUCAAACCAAAGAAAAACAAUAUUGGCUAUUUAAAGAAUCAUAACUUGCCACCAGGUUUAGUAGAUCUAUUGACCACAGACGAUGCCGUAAAUGUUUCACCAAAUGGGUUUGCUUUUGUCAAGAGUCAUGUGCGAAAAUCCAUUUUAGCCAAAAUGUUGGAAGAGAUCCUAAACAUCCGUAUAAAAACAAAGUCUGUUAUGAAGUUAUUCAAAGAUGAUACCGAGCUAACAAAACUAUACAAUGCAAGACAAAUUGCUUUGAAAUUGAUUGCCAAUGUGACUUAUGGGUACGCUUCAGCAACUUUUAGUGGGAGAAUGCCAAACUCAGAUAUUGCUGAUGCAAUUGUCUCCACCGGGCGAGAGAUUCUAGACAAGUCAAUAGAGAUGAUCGAGUCUGGUGAUUACGGUGCAAAGGUUGUUUAUGGUGAUACUGAUUCCUUGUUUGUGUAUUUCCCCGGUAAAUCAAAAGCUGAAGCAUUUAAACUGGGCCGAGAAAUUGCGAAAAUGGUUACCAACCAUUUCCCCGAUCCUAUUCAACUCAAGUUUGAAAAAGCGUACCAUCCAUGUGUUUUGCUUGCAAAGAAAAGGUAUGUGGGUUAUUCUUUUGAAUAUGAAAAUCAAGUGAUGCCGAAGUUCGACGCUAAAGGUAUUGAGACUGUUCGUAGAGAUGGUAUACCUGCACAGCAAAAGAUGACAGAAAAAGCGUUGAGAAUAUUAUUUGAGACCAAGGACUUGUCGAAAGUGAAGCAGUACACGUUGAAACAAUUUUUGAAAAUAUUCAAUAAUAAAAUUGCCAUCAAUGAUUUCUGCUUUGCCAAGGAAGUGAGAUAUGGAAACUAUAAGGACGAAAGGUACUUGCCACCGGGAGCAUUACUAGCAAGUAAGGCAGUUGAAGAUGAUCCUAGAAAGGAGCCACAGUACAAGGAAAGAGUCCCAUAUGUUGUUACUCGUGACUCGACAAAAGUCAGGAUCAAAGAUCGAGUAAUGUUUCCUGAGGACUUCAUAAAGACGUUUAGUACUGCCGAGCCGUUGACAUUGGACUAUGAAUAUUACAUAACCAGAGUAUUAAUCCCUCCAUUGGAGAGAAUUUUUAAUUUGAUGGGAGCUGAUGUGAGGGGGUGGUACAAGGAAUUACCUAAAUUUACCAGAUCCAACAUAAUCAGCGUAUUUAGCGAUUCGUGUUUGAUAUGUGGCAGCAGGUUAGAUGGAAGGGAAUACGUUUGUCUGAAAUGCUCCCAAGACGAACGACAAUUGGUAACAAAUGUAACCAUGACUUGUAAGAACAAACAAGAGAAAGUUGUGGAAAUUGAAAAUACGUGUCGCAAUUGUCUGCAGAAUGUGUUUGCUUCUGGAGUUAAUGUCUCACAAUAUACUCACGAUUGUAUCAAUCGUGAUUGUUCGGUGUACUAUAGCAAGGUCAAAGUAGGGCAAGAAGCAAAACAAUUGUUCACCAGGCGGGACAAAAUAAUGCAGACUUUGGAAUGGUGA